AAAAUGAACUGAAUAUGGAGGUCGGUUUGUUUGGGAGGCUUAUGAUUGGGAGAGCUCAAAAUUAAUCGACGGCGCUCUGUAUUUUUAUCUAUCUAUCAAUUUGUCUAUCCGUGUCGUGUGGGUGUGUGUGAAUAUUGAUUUUGAUGGAAAAAAGCAAAGCUUUAUUAAGCAUAAGGGAUUCUCUAAGUAAGCUCGAUUUCAAUCCCAGAUCCAAUUCCGAUUCCAAUUCCAAUUCCAAUUCCAAUUCCAGUCCCAAUCCCAAGCAGUUCACCACAAUUUCUUCUACUACCUAUCAAUCUUCAAGAAUAGCGCGGGACAAGAGAAAUCCUCCAAGUUUAGUGAGCUUGUGUCUUGGAGUUAUCGGCAAGCAUUUGGAAGAUAUUGUCCCCGAUUUGCCUGAGAUUUCCGUCACCUUUCCCUCUGAUAUUAAGAUGGCACUGGCAGCGAUUGCCAGAAGAAGAAAGUUACUAAACGAUGAUAUUAUUGUCUCUCUAGCUGAUAGUUCCUGGGAAAUUCUUGACAUCUCUGGAUCAGAUGUUUCAGAUUUUGGCUUAGCAAAAGUGGCUGAAAUGUGCAAAUUUCUUAGAGCUGUGGAUAUAAGCCGGUGCGACAAAAUUACUGCAGCUGGUGUUCAUGAACUUGUGCAACACUGCCGUUCAUUGGAGACAUUGAGAUGCGGAGGGUGCCCGAGGAGCGACUACACUGCACGUAGAUGUUUGGGUAUUUUUAGGCCAAAGCUGAAUGAUGUGGAUGGAGAUUCCUGGGAAGAACUUGAUACGGCAGAAAUUGCUAAUGGUGCGGAGUCAUUGCGGUGGCUGAUAUGGCCAAAAAUUGAUGAUGAUUCUUUGGAGAGCUUUUCAACAGAGUGCCCACGCAUUAUAGUGAAUCCCAAAGCAUCACCCUUUGGUUUCAGGGGGAACCAAGUUCCUAGGGAAGCAUUACCAAAUAUUGUACUCGAUGAUGCAGUUGUGAAGGAUAUUGAUCCCACAACGUGGGCAGUAUGUGGUUAUGUAUCCAGGACUACACCUUCACUUUCAAGCCCCACUGAGUUAUCUAUGGCCGAAAAGUUUAGACUCGCAUUUAUCGAAAGAGAUACACGAUUAGCUCCAAAACGAGCAAAGAAUGCAAGACAACACCAACGCCGUGCAGAGAGGGAGUGGAUGAUGACGAGUACAAGUGCCAAGGCACUUGCUCUUGCCUCACGAGCCAGCAAAUCUUUGCUCAGUCGGAAUUAGUUCCAAUUGGUUGCAUUACCCUGAAUCGCUAUGAGUUUUUUCCUAUUUUUGAAUUGUAUAUAGCAAAAAAUAUGUUGAGCUUGAUAGAGAAACGAAAUUUUCAUCCCAAAGGAAUAUUGUUCUUGAACACUAUAUAUAUGUAUGUACACUGGUAUAUUUUAAUUGCUAUGAAAGAAAUACCUUGACCUGUCUUUGCUGAAAGGCAAUAUAUAAGGCAUGGCAACUAUUGUCAGGCGCUAUUGUUCAGGGAUGGACGUAUGUGCUGCUGUAUGCAAUUGGUUCUCUUUGGUGGGAUUAAAGUUUCCCAAUUGACCAUACAAGGUUAGUCCACCCUAAAAAGUCAUAUGUAGAAAUUGGAGGCUGAAAUUUUCUAUCCAAUUGCUACCUUAGGCGUCUUCAAAAUAGCAUCAUCUAAAAUAACUAAAAUAGAACUUGUAAAUUUGUAAUAUCUCAUCAAAAAUAUAGAACUUGUGAUGGCUAAAUUGAAAAAUCGCAACGAACAUAAAAUGUGAUACGGAAUUAACUAAUAGAAUAGUAUUUUUGCGGUUUUACAUGCUGUAGGCCAAUCCAAGUUCAAACAUCACAUUCUUGUAAAACUUUCAAAAAUUGUAAAGAACCUCGAAACACGACUUCUUUUUGGUUAUGAAUUUCCAGGUCAGCUUUUUAUUCAACAAACCCAGAUCGCCAAUAAAAUCAUAUGCAUUCGUAAAUAGCCCCUCCCUCUUCCACGUAUGAACAUUGCAGACAGAUUUCAUUUUCAUUCUCUACAUCAAGUGAAAAAGACCAAGACAAAAAGGAUGAUGAACAGGACCACCAAAAACAAUAUCAUCAUAAUCUGGCCUUUGGCACCAGCCUUCUUCAUGACCAUACCCACUUUUUUCUG
Molecule: messenger RNA, 2118 nt
Organism: Ziziphus jujuba (common jujube)
Lineage: Eukaryota; Viridiplantae; Streptophyta; Magnoliopsida; Rosales; Rhamnaceae
Exons: 6
Coding region: 144-1235 (363 amino acids)
Source: RefSeq, a predicted model, not a curated record